Messenger RNA from Spirodela intermedia, 72 nucleotides. NCBI's taxonomy places the organism in Eukaryota, Viridiplantae, Streptophyta, Magnoliopsida, Alismatales, Araceae. The record is from the annotation of a GenBank genome assembly.
AUGAGGCCCUCCACAAAACAGCCCGAAAUAAGCGGUCCAGGUCGCGCUCCCAUCUGGCGGUCGGCCAUGUAG